Molecule: messenger RNA, 1189 nt
Organism: Juglans regia (Persian walnut)
Lineage: Eukaryota; Viridiplantae; Streptophyta; Magnoliopsida; Fagales; Juglandaceae
Product: proteasome subunit beta type-4-like
Exons: 6
Coding region: 193-924 (243 amino acids)
Cellular component (GO): proteasome core complex, beta-subunit complex; proteasome core complex; nucleus
Source: RefSeq, a predicted model, not a curated record
UGCCCACGACCAAGCAAACAAUCCAACUUGCCGAACAAGAAUGGUGACUUGUUAUUCACGUCUCUCUCACUAUCUUACUCUCGUCUCUCUCCGUCCGUCUCCCCCAUUUUCCGACCCGAAAAAUCUCAAACUUGGCUCAGAAGUCAGAUCUCUCUCACUGAGUGCCCUUAUUUGUUAUUUACGCAGCUGACGAUGGAUUCAAACCAAGCCAAGCAGCAUAACCUAGUGGGCUCUGAAUCCGCUUCGGAAAGAACUCUGUACCCAUAUGUUACUGGCUCGUCCGUUGUUGCUAUCAAAUACAAAGAUGGAAUUCUUAUGGCGGCUGAUAUGGGAGGCUCCUAUGGAUCUACCCUGCGAUACAAGAGUGUGGAGCGAUUGAAGCCUACAGGAAAACAUUCUAUUCUUGGUGCAAGUGGGGAAAUAAGUGAUUUUCAGGAGAUUUUACGUUCUCUCGAUGAGCUUAUUCUGUAUGACAACAUGUGGGAUGAUGGUAAUUCUCUGGGGCCUAAAGAGGUGCACAGCUAUUUAACCCGUAUGAUGUAUAAUAGGAGGAACAAGUUUAAUCCACUGUGGAACUCACUUAUUCUUGGUGGAGUGAAAAAUGGGCAGAAGUACCUUGGCAUGGUUAGCAUGAUAGGUGUAAAUUUUGAGGAUAAUCAUGUAGCAACUGGGUUUGGGAAUCAUCUUGCCCGGCCUAUUCUUCGUGAUGAGUGGCACGAGAACUUGAGUUUUGAAGAUGGUGUCAAGUUACUGGAGAAAUGUAUGCGUGUACUGCUAUAUCGUGACCGGUCUGCUGUCAACAAGCUUCAGAUUGCGAAGAUCACAGAAGAAGGUGUAACUAUCUCUCAGCCAUAUGCAUUGAAGACAUUCUGGGGAUUUGCUGCAUUCGAGAACCCAACCGUGGGUGCAGAGGGAUCUUGGUAGCUGCUCCCUUGCCAUGUAGAGCUGGUUGGCUUUCUCGUUUAUCAAAACUUUGUUUGGGUUAUUUGUAAUUGCUGAACUUAAAGUUGAAGAUCAUAGCCUGGACCUUCGUGUCAUUAGUAGACCAUCGUUAAAUUUGACAAAUGCCUGGUUUUGAUUUAUGUUUAGUCCCAGAUUUUUACAAGAGUUUGACUUUGAGCUGGAUGCCCCCAAUGUGUUCGUAUCUUUAAAUAUUUUUAUGCCUUAUCGUUCUCUCUUUAUGGUACCA